Messenger RNA from Rana temporaria (common frog), 835 nucleotides. RefSeq names its product probable N-acetyltransferase CML1. The record is from RefSeq and is a predicted model, not a curated record. The transcript is spliced from 2 exons. Gene Ontology annotation, molecular function: N-acetyltransferase activity. Bases 144 to 815 code for a protein of 223 amino acids. Lineage: Eukaryota; Metazoa; Chordata; Amphibia; Anura; Ranidae.
UUGAAUGAUUACAGUAUGUCAGAGGAAAAUAGGACAGACCGGGUCUAGUCCAUGGGACUGCUGUCCCCCCUAUAUAGGACUAUUGUCACUUUUCUCCGAAAGCCUUACAUUUCAACUCACAAGAAGAUAACGAAAGGGACACGAUGCCAAGACUUGUUGUACGGCAGUACAAGCACUCAGAUUUCCCAGCAGUCAAAAAACUCUUCAUUGAAGGAUGUCAUGAACACGCAUACAGUACCUUCUACCAUGCUUUGAGGCUUCCUCACACCUGGCUCCUCAUGAUUCUUGGAUUUCUGCUCCCUCUGGUCACCGUUGGCUCCAUCCUUCUGGCCAUCUUGGAUGUGGUUGUUGUUUUGGUUGUGCUUUGGCUGUGCGGAAGAAAGUUCUUCUAUGACAUUGUCACAAACUGUUUGGCAGCCGACCUGAAAGACAUCCCCAAAUAUUAUCUCCAGCGGGAAGGGUACAAUUACUGGGUGGUGGAGUCCGAUGGGGAGUUUGCCGGGAUGGUGGCCGCUCUCCCGUCAUAUCUUCCCGGAGGAGAGAAAAACACAGAGCUCAAAAGAAUGUUUGUGGUCCAAAGCCACCGGGGCAAAGGGAUUGCUAAAGUCUUGUGCAGGACAGUCAUUGAAUUUGCACGUAAGAAAGGGUGCAAGGCAGUGAUCCUGUCCACCACAACGGUACAAAUCUCCGCCACACAUUUGUACAGGUCGGUGGGGUUUAGGUGUACACACACCAGCUACAUGACCGGGUUCACAGAAAGACUGGUUAGGCUGCAAUGGAUAUAUUUUAGAUAUGACGUCAACAAUAGCAAAUAAAAAUGUUGCUUGAGUCUUCA